AUGCAUUUUUCCUUCCCAAUCUUAGCCAUCCUUGGGUCAAUGCCCUUUAUCGUUCAAGCGCAGCUCACUGGACAUGUCGGCCCUACAACUUCCGCUACAGACAAGGCUGCUGUGAAAACAUGCAAUGUCUUGGAUUAUGGAGCAGUGGCAGAUAAUACCACCGAUGUUGGUCAGCCAAUUAUGAAUGCUUUUAAUGAUUGUGCGUCCGGUGGACUGGUAUACGUGCCGGAAGGAGACUAUCUUCUUGUCAAUUGGGUUGGCCUUGUUAACGGAACUGGGGCCGCGGUCCAGCUCGACGGCGUUUUAUACCGUGGAUCUGAUCCAGGGUCUCAGGGGUACAUGUUCUCGAUCAGUGAUGGCUCUGACAUCGAAUUUUUCAGCUCCACUGGUAAAGGCGCCAUUCAAGCCAGCGGAUAUCUAUACCAUCUUCAGGUUCAUGACCUUGCCUUGGUGGACGCGCCGAUGUUUCAUUUCGGUAUUGGUGAUGCUUAUAAUGGUGAGGUUUAUAAUAUGGCAAUCCGAGGUGGAGAUUCCGGUGGUUUAGAUGGUAUUGAUGUUGCUGGUAGCAAUAUUUGGAUUCAUGAUGUUAUGGUCACCAAUAAAGAUGAGUGCGUCACUAUGAAGGUUCAUAUUCCACCUAUUCACCUGUUGGGCCUUGUUAACAUAGUUCCUACUAGACCGGUGCCGCGAAUAUUCUCGUCGAAAAUAUAUAUUGCAAUAUCAGCGGUGGCUGCGGCAUGGGGUCCCUGGGAACCGGGGCUAAUGUCACUGACAUUACCUAUCGCAAUGUGUCAUGGAAACGCCUACUCGCUGGACCUUGAUGCGUACUGGUCGAGCAUGUCAGCCGCCGAGGGAGAUGGUGUAUAUUAUACCAAUAUCACUUUCUCUAACUGGACUGAUAUUACCGUUGAAGAGGUGAAUAUCUGGACAGAGGUUGGAGACGAACAAACCUACUUCUGCGGAAACGCUUAUGGCACUGGUGUAUGUUUUAAUGAGGCUGCGACACCAACAUCCUAUGCAAGCACUAUCACCGUAACAUCAGCACCAUCAGGAUACUCAGCAACCAUGAUGCCCGAGGAUCUUUCCUCAGCUUUCGGCUACACGUUGUCCAUUCCAACUCUAACACUACCAGUAUCCUUCUACCCUGGAGUGGCACCAUACAGCGCGAUUGCAGGUAGUAGCUGA
This is a messenger RNA of Aspergillus tubingensis, 1185 nucleotides long. RefSeq names its product rhamnogalacturonase E. NCBI's taxonomy places the organism in Eukaryota, Fungi, Ascomycota, Eurotiomycetes, Eurotiales, Aspergillaceae. Bases 1 to 1185 code for a protein of 394 amino acids. The record is from RefSeq and is a predicted model, not a curated record. The transcript has 5 exons.